GGGCCCUCUUGAGGACGGCCUCGCCGGUUUGGCGGGGGUGAAAGGUUGCGAAGAUGGCGACGGCCUUGAGCGAGGAGGAGCUGGACAAUGAAGACUACUACUCAUUGCUGAACGUGCGCAGGGAGGCCUCUUCUGAAGAGCUGAAGGCUGCCUACCGGAGGCUGUGCAUGCUGUACCACCCGGACAAGCACCGCGACCCGGAGCUCAAGUCCCAGGCAGAGCGUCUGUUUAACCUUGUUCACCAGGCUUAUGAAGUGCUUAGCGAUCCGCAAACGAGGGCCAUCUAUGACAUAUAUGGGAAGAGAGGCCUGGAGAUGGAAGGCUGGGAGGUGGUGGAAAGAAAGAGAACUCCAGCUGAGAUCAGAGAGGAGUUUGAGAGGCUCCAGAGAGAGCGCGAAGAGCGCAGACUGCAGCAGCGAACCAACCCAAAGGGAACCAUCAGCGUUGGAGUAGAUGCCACUGACCUUUUUGAUCGCUAUGAUGAAGAAUAUGAGGAUGUGUCUGGAAGUGGCUUUCCGCAGAUUGAGAUUAAUAAAAUGCACAUUUCCCAGUCCAUUGAGGCACCCCUGACAGCUACAGACACAGCCAUCCUCUCUGGAAGUCUCUCCACCCAGAAUGGCAAUGGCGGCGGCUCCAUUAACUUUGCACUCCGACGAGUCACAUCUGCAAAGGGAUGGGGAGAGUUGGAAUUCGGAGCCGGAGACCUCCAGGGGCCUUUAUUUGGUCUCAAGCUGUUCCGUAACCUCACACCAAGAUGCUUUGUGACGACAAACUGUGCUCUGCAGUUUUCAUCCCGUGGAAUCCGGCCUGGCCUUACCACUGUGCUAGCUCGGAACCUGGACAAGAACACCGUGGGUUACCUGCAGUGGCGAUGGGGCAUCCAGUCUGCCAUGAACACUAGCAUCGUCCGGGACACUAAGACUUGCCACUUCACGGUGGCCUUGCAGCUGGGCAUCCCUCACUCCUUCGCACUGAUCAGCUACCAGCACAAGUUCCAGGAUGAUGACCAGACGCGCGUCAAAGGGUCCCUCAAGGCAGGCUUCUUUGGGACAAUAGUGGAGUAUGGAGCUGAGAGGAAGAUCUCCCGACACAGCGUCUUGGGUGCUGCUGUGAGCAUUGGCAUCCCACAGGGCGUGUCUCUCAAAGUCAAGCUAAACAGGGCCAGUCAGACCUACUUCUUCCCUAUUCACCUGACGGAUCAGCUGCUUCCCAGCGCUGUGUUCUACGCCACCGUGGGGCCUCUGGUGGUCUACUUGGCAAUGCACCGUUUGAUCAUCAAACCAUACCUCAGGGCUCAGAAAGAGAAGGAACUGGAAAAGCAAAGGGAGAGCACAGCCAGCGACAUCCUGCAGAAGAAGCAAGAGGCGGAGGCAGCUGUUCGGCUGAUGCAGGAAUCUGUCCGGAGAAUAAUCGAAGCAGAGGAGUCCAGAAUGGGGCUUAUCAUCGUGAACGCCUGGUACGGGAAGUUUGUCAACGACAAGAGCAGGAAGAACGAGAGGGUGAAGGUGAUAGACGUUACCGUGCCUCUGCAGUGCCUGGUGAAGGACUCCAAGCUCAUCCUCACCGAGGCCUCCAAGGCGGGGCUGCCAGGGUUCUAUGACCCAUGUGUUGGGGAGGAGAAGAGCCUGCGGGUUCUGUACCAGUUCCGAGGCGUGCUGCACCAGGUGAUGGUACCUGACAGUGAGGCCCUGAGGAUACCAAAGCAGUCUCACAGGAUCGAUACAGACGGAUAAACUACUUGGAAACCUGAGUGAAAAAAGGCUACAAAAAUAUUCUCCUGGGAGUCUACAAAUUUGGAAGCAGGGGAACCCAGCCAUGAGAUGUUUUUAGUUUAUUCCUCAAGAAGGCGGCACUGUAUCAAUUAUGUGAAGGGACACGCAGACAGCCUAGCUUCGUGGGUGCUGUGGGUAAGGACUGAGGCACCCCACCCUGGCCAGGCCACAGCACGGCCAUCUUUCCCCAAGGAUCAUGUUCCUGGAGGGCAGGGCCCCAGCUGACUAUUUGCUCACCCCUGGCCCUCAUCAUGAGUGGCCAUGCAUAGCAGCUCUCUGGAGUUGUUUGGAACAUUCUACCCUCACUCAUGGGACUGCUCUUCCUGAAGUCCACGCUGCACAUGGAAAACAUGCAAAGGAAGGAAGGUGUCGUGUGCUGCCCAGUAGACGCCCACAAGCCACCUUUCUCUUCUGAAACUUUACAGAGUGGACUGAAGAGGACUGUGGGUUUAUAAAACUGCUUUUUAUCUGAGAACAACGGGUUUGGAAACUAGUCUCUUUCUUCCCACUUCCAGAGCUUCUCAAAUCAUUCCUCCAGGCCCUGGCUUGGGACAGACAGGGGAGACCCCAGGUCCCCGGGUGCACUGUCCAGGCACACUGCCCACACUGCUGAGAGAUCCUGCUGCCAGUGGCCCGCCCCUUCACCGUACACCACAGGACACCUGUCCUGCCUUGCCUGCAGCCACUCUAGAGGAUGGUGUUGGAACGAGGGGAGCUGGGAGCUAAGUCUUGGAGGCUAAAGCCUGGGUGUGGACCCAAGGCUGGCCCAGGUACCUGUACCUCCAGUGAGUUCCCAGCAGGUGGUGUUGUUGCUUGCCAGGCCAGGCCCUCAGGGAGAACCCUCGAAGGGCUCCCAGUUCCCAGACUCUUGUGUUGCACACUUGCUGGGUGUCACUGCUGGUCCUCACCUCUGAGCAGGCGUCACACCAGCAGUGGCUCUGAACGUGGCCCCACAGCAGUAAGUGCUGACGGCGGGCGCUGCCUCCCCGUUCUCAUAAUCCUUCCAUUUUAAAAGCAGCUUGAUCUGUAAUACUUAACUUUUUUUUUAAAGAGGAUAUUUCUUUGCCCCUGAUUGAUGUGCAGUUUGCACUGUUGCACGAGCCCAACUCAGUGUCCUGUGGCUCCCUGGGCACUGCUGCCCCUUCUGUGUAAAGCUGACUGGCAGCACUGCCCAACAAUAAACCUGACCGAAAGCUGA
Messenger RNA from Mesocricetus auratus (golden hamster), 2970 nucleotides. It is a transcript of the gene Dnajc11, whose product is annotated as DnaJ heat shock protein family (Hsp40) member C11. The record is from RefSeq and is a predicted model, not a curated record. The coding region runs from base 54 to 1733 and encodes 559 amino acids. The transcript is spliced from 16 exons. Gene Ontology annotation, biological process: cristae formation. NCBI's taxonomy places the organism in Eukaryota, Metazoa, Chordata, Mammalia, Rodentia, Cricetidae.